Molecule: messenger RNA, 1158 nt
Organism: Postia placenta MAD-698-R-SB12
Lineage: Eukaryota; Fungi; Basidiomycota; Agaricomycetes; Polyporales; Adustoporiaceae
Exons: 4
Coding region: 1-1158 (385 amino acids)
Biological process (GO): Golgi organization; retrograde vesicle-mediated transport, Golgi to endoplasmic reticulum; Golgi to plasma membrane protein transport
Cellular component (GO): Golgi cisterna; trans-Golgi network; cytosol
Molecular function (GO): phosphatidylinositol-4-phosphate binding
Source: RefSeq, a predicted model, not a curated record
AUGACAUCCACAGGCGGCCUCUCGCGGAGGCGCGUGCCUAACGCCUCCUCGUCCGUGCAAGCAGACGACCCCGAUGAGGACGCAUGGGGCCUCGGUGCGAGUCCUUCGACGCCGACGAACGGGAAUGGCACAAGCAACGGCGGCACUGCGCAUCACUCGCAUGCGGGCUCGGCAUUUGAAGGUGGGAGUAAGAUCGCGUACGACCCGCGGGACCUCGAGCGAGCGGACGAGGACGAGCGACAGGGCGGCCGAGCACCGAAGCUGACAAUUAUGGAAGAGGUGCUCCUGCUCGGGCUCAAGGAUAAGCAGGGCUAUUUAUCAUUUUGGAACGACAACAUUUCAUAUGCUCUACGCGGGUGCAUCCUCGUCGAGCUCGCACUACGGCGACGAAUCGCAGUAGUGCGGGAUCCCAAUCGUCGACAAGUACCGCCAUCGGAGCGCAUGGUGGAAGUCAUCGAUGAUCGCCAAACAGGCGAGACGAUCCUCGACGAGACCCUGAAAAUGAUGAAAGCGCAGGAAGGCGUGGAACGCAUGGCGAUCAACACAUGGAUAGACCUGCUGAGCGGCGAGACAUGGAACGUGAUGAAGAUUGGGUUCCAGCUGAAGCAGGUGCGGGAGCGGCUCGCGAAGGGGCUGGUGGACAAGGGCGUGCUGCGGACGGAGAAGCGCAACUUCCUGCUAUUCGACAUGGCGACGCACCCGGUGGCAGACGUGCGGACGAAGGAGACGUUGGUCGCGCGUGUGGUUUCACUACUGACGGCGACAACGAGCGCAGUGCCGGCGGCAGCGGUGCAAAAGGAAGGCACGCAAGCGCGCAUUGCACGAGCAGUGUGCCUCGUGUGCGCGGCGUACGCGGCGAGCGUGCUGGACAACGCGUUUGGGCGACUGACGUACGAGGAGCGCGAGGCAGCGUUCCAGCGGUGCGACGAGAUCCUCGCCGAGUUUGCGUGCUGGCCGUUCGGGAGCGCGGGAGCGGCGAAGAGCGGGGGUGGGACUGGGACUGGGGCAGCCGGACGGCGGAGGGAGGGGGCGCGGAUAGGGAUGGGGAGCACUGGGGGUGCGGUGAAGAAGGAGAUGCGGGGAGACGAGGAUCUGUGCUUUGAAGCGGUAUCUGGCGUGCUGGAGGUGCUGUCCAAGCUAGAUUCGCUGCUGCUAUGA